GGGUGGCUUCCGUGCCCGCCUGCUGCCUCCGCCACUGCUGCCGCGACGCUCCGCGGCCCUGCCGUGGCCCCGGCAACGCGAGCGUGGUGCGAAGCGGACGGCGGUGAGCCGCCAUCUUGGUUCCCCCUAAAGGACUCUAAACGUCUGAUUCAGUGGUUGAAAGCUGUUCAGAGGGAUAACUGGACCCCCACUAAGUAUUCGUUCCUCUGUAGUGAGCAUUUCACCAAAGACAGCUUCUCCAAAAGACUGGAGGACCAACACCGCCUGCUCAAGCCCACAGCUGUGCCCUCCAUCUUCCACCUGACUGAGAAGAAGAGGGAGCCUGGGGGCCAUGGCCGUGCCAGGAGAAAGGACGCCAGCAAGGCCUCAGGGAUUGUGAAAGGUCACCCGAGCACAGCAGCAGGGAAAGUAGCCCCGGGUUCCUCAUCAUCCUCAAGUGGAAACUCCAUGGCCAAGCCUGAGUCCCGCAUGUUGAAGCGAGCUGCUUUGCAGGGGGAGGCAGUGCCUCAGGCUGACCCGGACACUGUGGGUCGGGGGCAGGUGCAGGGGUCUCUAGAAAGAACACCAGGCAAUCAAGGUGAGGCAGAGACAUCUGCUGCAGACUCCCAUGACCAGAGUGCUGCUUCCUCCAGCCCCGGGCCAGGGGCAGACAAGAGUGGCAUUUCUGUGGAUGACUUUACCCCUCCAGGAUCUGGGGCUUGCAAGUUUAUUGGAUCGCUUCAUUCUUACAGCUUCUCUUCCAAGCACUCUCGCGAGAGGCCAUCCGUCCCCCGUGAGCCCAUUGACCGAAAAAGGCUGAAGAGAGACGUGGAGCCCAGCUGCAGUGGGAACAGCCUUGGGCCUGACAAGGGCUCAACCCAGAGUCCCCCAAGCUCCUCGCUCACAGCCACACCACAAAAGCCUUCCCAGGGUCCCUCGGCCCCUCCAACCGACGUCACCCCAAAGCCAGCUGCAGAAGCUGUGCAGAGUGAGCACAGCGAUGCCAGCCCUAUGUCCAUCAAUGAAGUCAUACUGUCAGCAUCAGGGGCCUGCAAGCUUAUCGACUCACUGCACUCCUACUGCUUCUCAGCACGGCAGAACAAGAGCCAGGUGUGCUGCCUGCGGGAGCAGGUGGAGAAGAAAAAUGGUGAGCUGAAGAGCCUGCGCCAGCGUGUCAGCCGCUCUGACAGCCAGGUGCGCAAGCUGCGAGAGAAGCUGGACCAGUUACGGAGAGCGAGCUUCCCCUACCUGAGCGGCCUGCUGCCGCCCAGCCGUGAGCCUCCCAAGAUGAACCCUGUGGUGGAGCCACUGUCCUGGAUGCUGGGCACCUGGCUGUCAGACCCGCCAGGGGCUGGCACCUUCCCGACACUGCAGCCCUUCCAGUACCUGGAGGAGGUGCACAUCUCACACGUGGGCCAGCCCAUGCUCAACUUUUCGUUCAACUCCUUCCACCCGGACACACGCAAGCCCCUGCACAGGGAGUGUGGCUUCAUCCGUCUCAAGCCGGAUACCAACAAGGUGGCCUUUGUGAGUGCACAAAACACAGGCAUCGUGGAGGUGGAGGAAGGCGAGGUGAACGGGCAGGAGCUAUGCAUUGCGUCCCACUCCAUCGCCAGGAUCUCCUUCGCCAAGGAGCCCCAUGUGGAGCAGAUCACCCGAAAAUUCCGGCUGAAUUCUGAAGGCAAACUUGAACAGACAGUCUCCAUGGCAACCACUACACAGCCAAUGACCCAGCAUCUUCGAGUCACCUAUAAGAAGGUGACCCCCUGACACGGAGCAGGCUGCAGCGCCUAGGGACCCUGGGGUCGUCACAGCAGCAAGUGUCCUGCUGUAGAUGAUGGAGGGUGGUCCAGGGGUUGCUGUAACGGCAUAGAGAAACCAAAUAAAAGGCCUUUAUUUUUAUGGCUGAGAAUUUUGGAUAUUA
Messenger RNA from Chinchilla lanigera (long-tailed chinchilla), 1903 nucleotides. RefSeq names its product THAP domain containing 4 (gene Thap4). Lineage: Eukaryota; Metazoa; Chordata; Mammalia; Rodentia; Chinchillidae. The record is from RefSeq and is a predicted model, not a curated record.